Messenger RNA from Humulus lupulus (European hop), 2208 nucleotides. RefSeq lists its product as uncharacterized. The coding region runs from base 1 to 2208 and encodes 735 amino acids. The record is from RefSeq and is a predicted model, not a curated record. Gene Ontology annotation, molecular function: catalytic activity. The transcript has 2 exons. Lineage: Eukaryota; Viridiplantae; Streptophyta; Magnoliopsida; Rosales; Cannabaceae.
AUGAGUACCUUAAGUUGGAAUUGCCGUGGGCUUGGGACCCCACGGACUGUUCAAUUCCUAAAGGAAUGUGUAUUCCAAAAGAAACCCAAUUUCAUUUUUCUUUGUGAAAUCUUGUGUAAAACUGAAAAAGUUAAUAGAAUUAAGAGGUCUUUGGGCUUUGAAGGCAUGAUUGUGGUUGAGUCCAUUGGCCAUAGUGGUGGGCUGGCCCUUCUUUGGAAGUUUAAUGAAGAAGCCCAACUACUUUCUUUCAGUAAAAAUCACAUUGAUGUUGUCUGCUCUCCCAAGAAUACCCCUGCUUAUAGACUCACAGGAUUUUACGGCAACCCAAAUCGCUCAGAUCGUUCUAUCACUUGGCAGCUGCUUCGUGAUCUGUCUAGCUCCUCUACUCUUCCUUGGUGCAUUAUAGGCGAUAUGAAUAACGUGCUCAGCCAGAGGGACAAGCGUGGUGGCCGACCUUAUCCUAACAAUCUUCUAGAGGGUUUCCAGCAGUUGGUUCAGGAUUUAGGGCUCAUUGACAUCGAUCUUAUUGGCCAUCCCUUCACUUGGGAGCGUGGCCGUGGCACUCUCCAUUGGGUGGAAGCUCGUCUAGAUCGUGCCCUUGCCACAGAUUCUUGGCUUAAUCUCUUCCCUGGAGCCAAGCUUCUAAACACUGAGGUAACAACUUCUGAUCAUUGUCCUCUCCUUCUUGAUCCUAGCCCCAAGUACAGUAAUGGUUCUAGCCGCUCAUUUAAGAGAUUAAUCAGAUCACUUAAGGGUCUUCGGGAUAGUGACUCUAUUCGUAAGUACAAUGACGCCAACAAGCAGCUUUUUGAAGUCUUGACCCAAAAAGAAAUUUUUUGGAAACAGAGACGUAAGCAGAUAUGGUUGAAAGAAGGGGACAAUAAUUCUAAAUUUUUUCAUGCAUCGGCUCGCACUCGACAACGGCGCAAUCAGAUCUGUUCUCUUCGUAAUGAUAGAGGUGUUGUAGUCGGGUGGGAAGAUGGUUUACAGGACUUGAUUGUUAAUUAUUUUCAGACCCUUUUUAAGUCCACUGUCAUGAACUGGGAUCAUGUUGUAAAUCACAUUACUCCGUCUAUUACAGGUGCCCAUAAUGAGUUAAUGAUGUCUCCAAUUGAUGCAGCAGAAGUGAAGCGUGCGUUGUUUCAAAUGCAUCCAGAAAAAUCUCCAGGGCCUGAUGGAAUGACUCCAGGAUUUUAUAAAAAAUAUUGGUCGAUUGUGGGUACUGAUGUCGUCCAAGCUGUUAAGAGUUUCUGGGAUACUGAACAGUUCCAAGACAAUCUCCCUUUCACUAAUAUUGCUUUGAUACCGAAAAAGAAGAGUCCUCUAUCAAUGUUGGAUAUCCGACCGAUCUCACUUUGCAAUGUGUUAUACAAGAUAAUAACUAAAGUUCUGGCCAAUCGACUCAAGCAGGUUAUUGAUGUUGUCAUCUCUGACUCCCAGUGUGCGUUUAUUCCAGGUCGAUUAAUCACUGACAACAUUAUGAUCUCCUACGAACUUAUGCAUUAUAUGAAACGUAAAAGUCAUGGAAAGCAAGGGUAUAUGGCAGUUAAACUUGAUAUGAGCAAAGCGUAUGAUCGAGUUGAGUGGGGCUAUUUAAGAUCUGUUCUUUGCAGGAUGGGCUUUCAUGAAAAACUGGUCUCUCUCUUUAUGGUGUGUGUUUCAUCUGCUAGGUACCAGAUUGCACAUGGUGGUAAAGAAUUUGGUCUUAUCAUACCGGAAAGGGGUCUUCGCCAAGGCGACCCCUUAUCUUCUUAUUUGUUUAUCAUCUGCACAGAGGGGUUUUCUGCUCUAUUACAGGAAUAUGAAAGAAAGCAGUUCAUUAGCGGCAUCCAGGUGGCUCGAGGGGCUCCUAGAAUAUCUCAUAUGUUCUUCGCCGACGACAGCUACAUUUUUUGUAAAGCUAAUUCCGAGGAAGCCAAUCAUGUGCUUUCUCUUCUACAUACUUUUGAGCUUGCAUCGGGACAGAAGAUUAAUUAUGAUAAAUCUUCUGUUUUCUUCAGCAGGAAUACUUUAGUGGCAGAUAGAGAUACUAUUUGUGGCGAGAUGGGUAAUCAUGAAGCAGACGACCAAAGUACUUACCUUGGCCUCCCAAAUAUUAUGGGUCGUAAAAAGACAGUAAUUUUGGGGUAUCUUAAGGAGCGGAUUUUAUCAAGAAUCAAGGUUGGGAGACCAAAUUUUUAUCUAGAGCAGGGAAGGAGAUUCUUUUGA